Molecule: messenger RNA, 3444 nt
Organism: Candida albicans SC5314
Lineage: Eukaryota; Fungi; Ascomycota; Pichiomycetes; Serinales; Debaryomycetaceae
Gene: PFK26
Product: Pfk26p
Exons: 1
Coding region: 1-3444 (1147 amino acids)
Biological process (GO): fructose metabolic process; fructose 2,6-bisphosphate metabolic process
Cellular component (GO): cytosol
Molecular function (GO): ATP binding; 6-phosphofructo-2-kinase activity
Source: RefSeq, a predicted model, not a curated record
AUGCCACCAACAAGUACAGAUUCAACAAAUAAUUCUACACCAUCACCUAAUACUAGUGCUAAUUCACUGGAUCAAUUUCCUCAUCAUAGUCAAGAAUCAAUUCGGAUUUUAAUUGCCGCUAAUUUCAAACAACCAAAGCCACAACCACAGCAACAACCACACCCACAACAACAUAGUCUGGAACUAUCUCAUCCUACGUCAAACUUGCACCAGGUUUCAUCUAAUUCAGCUCAUUCAAGUGAUAUCUCACCAACUGAUUCUGGAAUCAGUUUACGACCAAAUCGUGUCAAAUCUUAUUCUAUUAGUAAUGGAGUAUUAAGUCAUUCAAGAACAGCCAAUAAACGUGUCUCAUUUUCCAAUCUUCAUUCAACAAAUUCUUCACAAUUAUCUUUAACAAGUUCAGAAAGUUCUGAAAAUGAAAUUUAUAGUGACGAGGAUGAAGAAGAAGAAGAAGAUUAUGAGGCCGGAAAAGAUCAUGAUAAUUCCGAAGAUAUAAAGCAUCCAAACCAUAAUGAAACUUCGGAAUUGCUUCUACGAGAACCAAAUUUCAAACAAGGUAAAAAAGAUGAUACCAUUACCACAACUACUCAAGAAGAACUGUCAUCACAUAACUCUUCUGGUUCGAUUAAUCGUUCUACUAUUGGUAAAAAAAUUGCUAAAUUUACUGCAGGAAGUAUGACACCUUCACCUAAUGAAUUAUCACCAACAUCAUCAAGUGCAUCAUUAAAAUCUAAAAAAAAUAAAUCCAGCUAUCCAUAUCCUUAUUCUUCUCGUCAUAAUUUUUUGAAUCAUUAUGGAGGAGAAAAGUUGGCAUUAUCAAAAUCAUUAGAUUCUCAAUUAUUAGAACCUUAUGAUUCUAAUAGUUCUGUCAAUUCAUUUUUACCCGAAUUCAAUAAACGUCCAUUAACUGAUACACCAAUUGUUUCAACAAUAGGAUCUCCCAUAACUAGAGAACAAUCAUAUGAUGAUUAUGAUGAAGAAGAAGACGAAGACCGAGGUAACAUUAAUUCCAUUCAAGAAGAAGAAGGUGGCGACUCAAGUGGUACUACUACUAAUAAACAUAAACCCACAUCAUUACAUAAGACGAAAAAUAUUUCACAUUUAAAUUUAUCAGAAUUAUCACAUAAAGACACUACUACUAAUAAAGAAGGUUCACCUGAUGCUGAAUCACUUAAGAAUUCAAGAGAACACGCGGCUCUGAUUGCUGCUAAACAAUUAGUUGGUAAUAAAGCAUUAGAAAAAGAGGAUGACUUACCGACAGGGACAAUUGCAGCACAAUUAUUACGUAAAUCAGCUGGUAUAUCUGAUAAUUCUGGUCAAUUACUGUAUUCAGUUCCAUCAAGAUCACCUCCACAUGUACUUAUUGAUGAAUCAACUGGUGUCAGUACUCCUGUGGGUUCAGUAGUUACGGUUUCUUCUGGUGAAGAUGGUAAAGAAAAGGGGAAAGGACUAGUGAUGGCUAAAAAUGUUAAAGAUAAUUUAUUAAAAGAUUUACCACCAUAUAUGAAGGAACAAUUUGAAAAAACCCCAUCCCUCGAAAAAUUGAAAAAUUUAUUAAUGCAUAAACCUCCACCAUCAGCUAGAAAAGCUUAUACUUUAAAUAUCCCGGGUCAAACAUCUUCUAAAACUUCACCUGACGGGAAGAUUGCUUCAGUUGAUGUUGGAUCUAAAUUGGUGAUUGUUAUGGUGGGAUUACCUGCUAGAGGGAAAUCAUAUAUUACUAAUAAAUUGACACGAUAUCUUAAUUGGUUACAACACGAUUGUCGAGUUUUCAAUGUUGGUAAUACUAGAAGAAAAGAUAAAUUAAAUGCUGGUCCAGAGAAUCAACCAUUACCUGAUAAAGCCACUACACCAACAGAAUCAAGAUCACCUCGACAACAUGAUGCUGAUUUUUUCAACCCAGAAAAUAAAGAUAGUACGGCAUUGAGAGAAAAAUGGGCUAUGGAUACUUUAGAUCAAUUAUUAGAUUAUGUUAUUAGUGGAAGUGGAUCAGUAGGGAUUUUCGAUGCCACCAAUUCGACUAAAUUAAGACGGAAACGAGUCUUGAAAAGAAUUCAGCAACGAUCAAAUGGGGAAUUACCAGUAUUAUAUUUAGAAAGUGUUUGUAAUGAUCCUAGUAUUAUUGAAUCAAAUAUUCGAUUGAAAUUAAGUGGGCCCGAUUAUAAAGAUAUGGAUCCUAAAUUGGCAUUUAAUGAUUUUGUGGGACGAUUACAUAAUUAUGAAAAAGCUUAUGAAACCAUUGAUGAAGAAGAAGAAAAAAUUCCUGGAUUCCAAUAUGUCAAAAUGAUUGAUGUGGGGAAAAAAGUUGUUAGUUUUAAUAUUAAAGGAUUUCUUGCAUCACAAACAAUUUAUUUCUUAUUAAAUUUUAAUUUAUGUGAACGACAAAUUUGGAUUACUCGACAUGGAGAAAGUCAAGAUAAUUUGAAUGGUAGAAUUGGUGGUGAUGCCAAUUUAACUAAACGAGGUCUUAAAUUUGCUCAAGCUUUAACACAAUUUAUGAAUUUCCAACGACAAGAAUUCCGGAAACAACAAUUGGAAAGAUUUUCAAGUCGAUUAGAAUUAAAAUAUAAUUCCCUUUUCAAUGAAGAUGAUGUUGCUCUAUUGGAUUCUAUUCCUAGUGAACCGAAUUUUUGCGUUUGGACAUCGAUGCUUACCCGUGCGGUUGAAACCGGACAAUACUUUAAUGAUCAAUUAUAUUCAAUUAAACAAUUAAGAAUGUUGAAUGAAUUAGGUGGAGGGAAAUUUGAAGGUAUGACAUAUGAAGAAAUUCAAUCGAAAUAUCCUAAAGAAUUUGCCAGUAGAUUGAAAAAUAAAUUAAGUUAUCGAUAUCCUGGAGUUGGAGGUGAAUCUUAUUUAGAUGUUUUAACUCGAUUAAGACCAUUAAUUGCUGAAGUUGAAAGAACCACUGAUCAUUUAUUAAUUAUAUCACAUCGAGUAGUAUCAAGAAUUUUAUUAGCAUAUUUUUUAAAUCUUGAUAAAUCGGCCAUUGGAGAAUUGGAUGUUCCAUUACAUACAUUAUAUUGUUUAGAACUGCAUCCUUAUGGUACUGAUUAUACCAUGUAUGAAUAUGAUGAAAAUUUAGAUUGGUUUGUUAAAGCUGAACCAGAACAUCAAAAGAAUGUUAAAGAAGUUGGAGUUGUUUUUAAAGAACGGAAAUAUUCUGUGGUCCCAACAGCUCCACCAACUUCAAAGUCUCGUGCUGUCAGUUUUGCCGUUACAAACAACUACAACAACAACAACAACACUGAUCAUACCAACAAUAAAGCUACUGAUGAUGUAAGAGAUGAAAUUAGAAGAAGAUUAUCAAUGGGGACAUCCAAUAAACCAACAUUACUGGUACGUGAUGGUGAUGAUAAAUCAAUUACAGCUAAACACUUACGAGAUUUAAAAAAUUUAAGAAAACCAAUGGGACAACGGAAGACUGCUGCUGAUCAAUUAUGUUAA